AUGUCCGACUUCAGGUUGCCUAGACCCCUUGGAAUGGACCCAUCCAAACGCGAUCAUAGUAAGAAAUGCGCCUUCCAUAAGGAGCAUGGUCACACAACGGAGGAAUGCAGGUGCCUCCAUUAUUUGGUCGAAAGGCUCACAAAGGCGGGACAUUUGAAGCAGUACCUCCGCUCAGAUGCCGGAGGAAGAGAUGCUUCCCGAAAUCACAACUUUGGAGCCCCCACGGCUUCGGCCGCCCCCAAGGCCAUUAUAAACUAUAUUAAUGAAGGUCCAUCGGAUGAGGAGCAUGACUCCAAGCGAAAGAGACUGAGAUUGUUACGGGAAGCAUUAGUGCGCGAGCGUACCAAUUCCAUCCGGCCUGGGAUAACUGGGAGGGCCCUCGCCCUAUAG
Vitis riparia (riverbank grape) is the source of this 390-nucleotide messenger RNA. RefSeq lists its product as uncharacterized. The transcript has a single exon. Lineage: Eukaryota; Viridiplantae; Streptophyta; Magnoliopsida; Vitales; Vitaceae. Bases 1 to 390 code for a protein of 129 amino acids. The record is from RefSeq and is a predicted model, not a curated record.